AUGAGUGGCAUCGAAAAACCAACAAAUCAGAAGCUCGAGGAGCUGGUGGAUAGAGCAGGAGUCGGGAAACUCGUUCUAGAGGACCCAAACUGUGUGGUGUGCGACGAUGUGUGGACGGAAGAACGCGAGCGUCUGGCACGCGAGCUUCUGAGCCAGGACACGUCAACGAUUCCCGAAUUCUGGCAGAAUAAAUACGAAAAAGAGUCUGCUAAGAGUUGGGAUAAGUUCUACAAGCGCAAUUCAACUAAUUUCUACAAAGAUAGGCAUUAUCUUCACCUGGUGUUUAAGGAUCUAAGCGUCGUACCCGAAGGCGGCGAGACGAGGACGCUGUUAGAGAUUGGAAGUGGUGUCGGAAAUGCGGCACUUCCUUUAUUGAAAAUCAAUCCGGCGCUUCAUAUUGUGGCCAUCGACUUUGCCGACUCAGCCAUUGACCUACUUAAGAAGCAACCUUUGUAUGAUCAAAAUCGUGUGAGUGCUUCAGUUUGUGACAUAACCAAAGAUCCGCUACCAGAUGCCGCAUUUGAAAAUGGCGGUGUUAAUUAUGCACUCUUUAUGUUCUGCUUAUCGGCGCUUCACCCAGACAAGAUGAAGGCCGCUGUAAUGAAGGUGGUUGCAGCAAUCAAACCAGGAGGCAAGUUGUUUUUUCGUGACUACGGACGGUACGACCAAGCGCAACUUCGCUUUCGCUCUGGUUGUAAAUUGCAGGACAACUUUUACGUUCGUCAAGACAAUACACGAGCGUAUUAUUUUACAACGGAGGAGAUUAAAGAAAUUUUCACUGCGGCAGGCCUAUGCAUGGUAGAAAACGAAUACAUACGUCGACAAUACGCCAAUCGACAGCAAAAUGUCGUUCGCUUUCGAGUGUGGGUACACGCAAUUUUUGAGAAGCCUCAAUAG
Messenger RNA from Plasmopara halstedii, 897 nucleotides. Its product is annotated as methyltransferase domain-containing. The transcript has 3 exons. Bases 1 to 897 code for a protein of 298 amino acids. The record is from RefSeq and is a predicted model, not a curated record. NCBI's taxonomy places the organism in Eukaryota, Oomycota, Peronosporomycetes, Peronosporales, Peronosporaceae.